Messenger RNA from Ilex paraguariensis (yerba mate), 1030 nucleotides. The record is from the annotation of a GenBank genome assembly. Lineage: Eukaryota; Viridiplantae; Streptophyta; Magnoliopsida; Aquifoliales; Aquifoliaceae.
AAAAAACAGAGAGGGGUCGGUUGAAAAGCCGUACAAUUCGUUGAUAUAAAUAGUAGCCACAUUCUACGUUAGGGAAGGACAGCUCCUUUUUCGAAUUUGAAAGAGGAGGAGAAGGAGGAGAGAUCUCUGUUUCGUUCGCUCUUUUAUCCGCAAUUUCGCUUUUUCUUCCGUCAGACACAAUUAUGGGGUUAUCUUUCACCAAGCUCUUUAGUCGGCUGUUUGCGAAGAAAGAGAUGCGCAUACUGAUGGUUGGUCUUGAUGCUGCUGGUAAAACAACCAUUCUGUACAAGCUCAAGCUGGGAGAAAUAGUCACUACAAUUCCCACCAUUGGAUUUAACGUGGAGACUGUGGAAUAUAAGAACAUUAGCUUUACUGUUUGGGAUGUUGGUGGCCAAGACAAGAUCCGCCCUUUGUGGAGACAUUACUUCCAAAACACUCAAGGACUCAUCUUUGUGGUAGAUAGCAAUGACCGUGAUCGUGUGGUUGAGGCAAGGGAUGAACUGCACAGAAUGUUGAAUGAGGAUGAAUUGAGGGAUGCUGUGCUGCUAGUUUUUGCCAACAAGCAGGAUCUUCCAAAUGCAAUGAAUGCUGCUGAGAUAACUGACAAGCUUGGACUUCAUUCUCUUCGCCAACGCCACUGGUACAUCCAAAGCACUUGCGCUACCUCUGGUGAAGGUCUCUAUGAAGGGCUGGACUGGCUUUCAAACAACAUUGCAAACAAGGCAUAGGCAACUUGAUUUGAGACUGAAUUGUGAGGGGCAGCAGAACAGACUUCUGAUCUUUGUUUGUUUAUUUGUUUUGGAAAUCUGUAGCUUCUGAAUAUUUCCUAAAUUUUUUAUUAUUCGUGAAUCUGUUUUUCUUUGGUAUGUGAUGAACACUGGUGCUGAAUUCUGAUGUUUAUUUGAGGUUACCGAUUAUUAUUGAGUAGUGAAAUGAGAGUAAAAACCAACAGCAAAUGUUUGAUCUUACAAAAAUGACAUUACAUGUUUUCUGAUUCUUGCUUUUCAAGAAUAUGCAAAAUUGAGUGCCA